GACGUUUUAGUUUUGGCUAAAAAACCCUCUGGCUGGAAGAUUCCCCACAGUUCUGACGUCAUAUUUCCCAGAACCAGCCUCUUCCCAAAAGAGAAAGGAUACAGUCACUGCAAGGUGAGUUCCAGUAUGGAGAAGUGUGACCUCAGGUUACUACGGUGACAAUUUCUGGAUUUAGUAGAGACGACUCAUUUACAUUGUCGAACCAUGUAAGAAAAGGAUGGGCUACUGUUUUGUUCUUGAGUCAAUCAUGCACAGGGGAGUCAUAAAUGCCAAUUUUUCGUUUUCGUCUGCCAUGAUUUGCCGGACGCCGGUAAGUUGAGAUCCGGGAAUUUUGCUACCAUGGCAACGUGAUGUCACGACUUCUCCGCCCUAUUGGUCAGUCUCUGAGCAUAAGUUCGACAAGUUGCCUUAUCAACUACAGAAUAAGCCUUUUAUAAACUAAAAAACAUUAGUGUUUGUCCAGGAAAUCUUUUGUCAAAAGUGCAUUGCCAACUUUAUUUAACUGCAGACAUGCCAGAAAUUGUGUCACAACUCGGACAAACUCAGCGCAAACUCGUAUUGCCAAGACAUCAAUCGCACCGGAGAAAAUACUUGUAGCCGCAUGUACCAAUCGCGGAAGCCCAUGUGAACUGAAGUCAGAAUAAUUGUACGUCCAAUCAAAAGUUAAUUAUUCAAUACUCGAUCAUGCAGCUAAAACAGGAAAGAAGAAAAAAAAUCGUCUCCAAUGCGCACAUGUGCGGCCAAUUUAUUCAUAAACACCGCACACCGUUUAAGACAAGUAUCCUUCUGUCUAUAUUUAAUGAUUAACGAAGCAAUUUAUUCUUUUUUCAGACUGUCGACUUUCCGAACGAAUAUUAUAAUCCUCCAACCAUGAUCACAACAUCAGAGCAUUAUACGGACUACGUCAAUGCCACUAUUGAGCCUAAAAAUAACGCUAUUCAGGAAUACGUCAAGGUAAGAGGUUGAAAUUUUAAUUCAAGUUUAUUGAAUGUAACUGUUGUUUUAAAUCACGUAACUUAACGGGGCUGUGUCACGGCCGUGUAGUUCAUUUUGUUGAUAUUUUAAAUUACACGUCCUGGUUAGCCUGCGAGCAAGCUCUCCAGAGCGCUCUGGCGGCGGGGCAGGAAAAGGAGAGCUUGCAGCUACGUCUCUGGAACUUGAAUAUCUGCAACGAAAAAGUCCAUGCGAAAUAAUGAUUGGCGAAGAUGACAUUAGUAAUGACGUCAUUACUCUUGGCAUGUGUUUUUCAAUGUUUGUUUACAAUGCUUGCUCGCAGGCUAAUUACACGUCCUUUGUUGCUAGGGAACUGAGACAUUUCUUGUGAAUGACAAAAUCAUAGCUUAGUGUCAAACAAAUGUCUCCCAAGUAUUAUUUCAAACUUUUCAAACAACAAAAAUAAAGUUUGAAAAACUUUUGGGCUAGCAGCCUGCUAGCCUAAAUUGCAAUCUGUUUCAAUCUUCAUGUUUGUCUAUCUAUGCGUUUUGUAUUUACUUUGUUAUUUAUAUCUUUUUUAACGCUUUGAGCGGCUACACUUAUCUUUUACUCAGUCAGUUGGAAGUUCUAACUGCUUGAAUUUUGAUGAAUUUAGCGUGCAUGGCUCUCUUAAGGCCUGCGUCGGUUGCAUCUGAAAGGAAUUCUAUCGGCGGUUUCAGUUUAUGUUAGACAGUCUCUUUUUCCCAUGACAUGUUGAGGAUAUAUUUUGGUAGUUUCACCUUCUAAUGCAAUAUACUCUUCCAUAAACAUCUUGUUUUUUCACUGAUUCACAACUUUCACUGGGAAAACUUGCAGCAUUUUAAAAUAUUUGAACUGAUGACCAAAUCGUACGCACCAUCUCGAGUUAGUACAGUGCAGGUUGUAGUGAUAUUUUGGUAGCUUUUCUUGAUAAAUCUUUUUGUAUUGACCAGAGUGUAUCCAAGACGAACUUUGAAGUCUGUCUGAAAGACAUCCAGAGAUAUGAUGCAACUCACGACCAAAUCACUGUCAAUUUCUUGGCUGUUGGAUGUAAGUAUGCAGCAUGCAAAAAGGUCCACUGACAGAGGCAUCAUUUCUCUUUUAUAAGCGUUCUUGAAACAUUUUGACUCCCUUCUAAAGGUGACAUAAUAGCAUUGUAACGCUCGGUAAGGACUCGGAAAUGAAUAAAAAAAGUCAUUUCAUUAGAAAUUUGGAGCAACUGCCAUGCUAAAUACACGGUCCGUUCAUAUUAAAUGUCACCAUGAUAAUUGCCAUUGAAUGAAGCGCCAAAGCAUUAACUUUCUUAACAAGCGAUCUGAACAUUUAAUCUCGCGCCUAAUGUAACUCUGACUGGAGCUUUUAACUUGAGGUUUUUCACAAACCAUUAUUUUUUUUUUUCAGAUUAUAACCCAUGCAUUGGCGUUACAUGUCCAUAUUACGCAGUAUGUCAACCAAUCAGUGAAACUAAAUACAACUGCACGUGCCAGCCUUGCAAAUUUAAUGAAUCAGAACCACUCUGCGACAACAACGAUGUCACCCACCAAAGCAUCUGUAAAUACAAGUACAAAGUCUGUUUGGAUAAAGAAGAACCCGGGAUUAAACACUACGGAGGCUGCAAACGUAAGUAUUGAAUUUUAUCGAAUUCAAAUUUGCAAAACUGCAUGUACAAACCACACAACGAAACUGCGUAUUAAGAGAGUAAUCCAAGUUAGGCUUCAAAAACAACAGCUUCUAACUGAAAUGAGAUCCAAAAACUGAGAUAUUACGGUGCAGUUAAAUUAGCAGUGCUGAAGAGACAAGAAUGAUAGAUUGCGGCGCGAAUUUCAGAGCCCAGAGUAUAUCGUGGUAUAAGCUCCCAGAAGCACUAGAGCGAAGGUCAAACCAGAGAUGGCUGUAAGUUAGCACGUAAUAGCUUUCCGGCAUUGCAGUACUCGCGUUUUUUGGCCUUGUUGAAAGUCGUCUGCUUUUAGACUGCAAAAUCAAAGGUCGGUUUUUUCCUCAAGGCGCACGGGUGGGAUAUUCCCGCGAAUUGCGAGUGCAUGCCUCACAUAGUCUUUCACUUUGUUUUCACCAUCGUUCCAGCACUUUAAGUCGACCGCUUUGAUGUUCUUGACCUGCGCAAAAAUACGGACUAUUUUGCAUACUGCCUGCUUUCAUAAAGUAGGAGUACGUUAGAAUGUACGCUAAAUUUUUUUUCUCAUGAUGGCUCUUGCAGCAUUCGUCAUUCAACGAGGUCGUGUUGCCCUUCGUCUCGAUAAAGUCGAUGUCCAGUGCAGACUUGUCAAAUUCAAAGCGAGUUUCGACGCUAACCGAGGAUCAGUUCAUUUACAAACAACCAUCAACUACUUCAAUUACACCGGAAGCUUCGUUCACGACGCCGCGGUAACCUGGGUCGAAAAUGUAAACAUCACUGCCUUUGAAGUGUGCGCACUUAAGGCAGGGAGAGCAGAGCGCGUGACACCAGAUGGCGGGAUCACGUUUGUGGACUACAUCGCCUUUCAGGAAGCACCUGUUGACACAGUAGCUGCUAACAUUCCAAUGAAAAACUGGUGGGAUGGAACUCAAUGCCAGAUGAUUCCUUUAUCGGUAAGCGUAUAUGGCAAAUGUGGUAUUGGCGUUCAGUUUUAAAAUUAGUGUAAAAGAGACAUUGUUGGAUAGUAAGUUAGCAAUUAUGAGCAUAGUAAGUGAAUCAGAUUUUUAUCGCUACUGAAAACUGGUGUGAGAACAAAGUUAGGAACUUUUCGUCCAAUGAAAAAGCAAUUCAUCACAAGCAGUUCUAAACUAAAAUCGAUAAAUGAAAUAACAAAUACUUUCUCGCUAUACAGCAUACAGGUUUUCCUUAGUAUGUGAUUAAAACGUGAAAGCGAACGAUCAGAGAAAAUAUAUAUUGCGUAGAUUAUUGUUCUUUGGCCAAAAAUCACUUUGUUGUUACAUAUGCGGUUAUGUAGAGCUAUUCGUUCAAUUGAAAGCAAAAGAAUUUCUUUUAAGUUUCGAACUUCUAAACAAAGGUUGCUCAUUUACUGAUUUUUAAAUGCAUUCAAAUUUGAAUAAUUCCAGAAAACGUUUGAUGCCCCACCAUACGUAUUGGUUACAGCAGAGCACACAAAGGCAUCCGUGAAACACGACGCUGCCACAGUUUGGGUUGAAAAUAUCAAGACAAACGCAUUUACAGUGUGCUUAAGGGAACUGCAGAACUUUGAUGGACAGCAUAAAGACAUUAAAGUGGUAAGCUAAGGACCAUAUACUUUGCCCUUUUCGAUCCUUGUAACUGAAGAAACGGAGAGGAGUGGGGUAGUACAAUUUAAACAAAUGACUCAAAUGUUUGCAGAUCAGCAUUGAACAUCUCCUUGCUAUAUCCAUGCUAUAUGAAAAAAGGUGGUAAUGAGAAUUAAGAACAUGAUCACAUGAGAUAAAUUAUACUGAUACCUUAAUAACUUCUACCCACUAUUUUAUAGGAAAUGUAAAGGGGCAACAAAUUACUAAAUAAAUUUAAAUUUUCAUAUUAGUGGAUGAAUGACCCAAACAAUGUCGCUUCCUUAAAACCAAUAGCGGGAGUGUUUUUCAAAAGCCAAUGAAAAUAGAGGUUUUUGAGAGCUACAUGGCCAUAAACGUAAUCGAGCACGUUGCUUAGCUUGUGUGAGACGUAAUCGGUUUCGUUUAGUCCGGUCAGAUUAUCGGCCACUCUCAUUUUCUUACUGACAUUAACUCGUUCUUAGAGAGAUUAAGAUUCACGUUUACCUCAAACGGCUAACGUCAGUCUCAAGUUGAGAAUUUCUCAGAAUAGAAAAUAAGCAGAUAUAAACAGUCCCGAACGAUUCCUAUGGUUAAAACUGACAUAAAACUACUUAUUUUUGUGUAGAAGCAAUAAAGAGUAAACUGAAAAUAAGGGGAAAACUUGGUCACGUGGUACAAAUUCACGUCUACCCGCUUAGCGUAUACGUGAAUCUUAAUCUUUCUCUUGACAAUUUUUUGUUUUACAGAACUGGAUUGCUUAUCGAAAACUACCAGAGACUCUCUUAUCCCAGCAACUUGAUCUGUAUUUCCCAAACAGUGGACUGCCCAGUCCUGACGAUCACAACGCUUUUUGUCAGGUUGGUCCCCUUGAUUAAACUUGCAGUCCACUUUCUUUGCAAGAAUUAAACCUUCGGAACGAUGUUUUGUCUGAAACGUUUGACCCAAGACAAAUACAAGGCCAGUCACCAUUAUUAAAUGAAAUCAUGGAACUGUUUACUGUGAUGUGCACAGUGGUUUUACUUUGGAGUUGUAGAGAAAAAAAAGGUAUCGUGCAUGUGUGCUAGACAGCACACCAUGAGGUAAAAUCUAAAAGUUCCUCGGAUGUAAGAUCGUAAGAAUGCACAGUUGGUUGGCUGCGAUACGCCUGUGAUAUUUAACGUCAUCUUAAAUUGCACGGGGAUGUCCUUGUAAGUGGGCAUUUUUAAACUCAUUGACUGUUUAAAUGCUUCUCGUAAUUAUGAGCCUUCACUGAGAAUACUUGAUUAAUAAAGUGCCAACUCACCCGCACAUAGGUAUAUUAUAACGACGAAACUAGUUGCGUCUUCAACUGCCAUGAUCUUUUUUGUAUUUAUUUGAAACUAUUUCCCCUCCUUUUUUGGACUGAACAUUAGUUGUUUAUUUUUCAGAUUUUUGGCUUUUCCAAAACGUACAGUUCAGCACCAACAGUGAUUGCAUCAGCAGCACACGCAGCGGGAGCGAAUCUAAUCAAUCCACUCUACAACAGCAUUGCACCAUGGAUAGAGGUAAGUAAGAUCCGUUAUGUUAAAACUUUACCUUACUCAACCCUGGAAUAAUUGCUAUUAGGAAGAAAAUACAUUGUAUCUCGAUGUACCAGCCGUUUUUGUUACUUUUAAUAAUAUUCUGCAAAUAACGAGUUAGAAAUCAGAGCUGAAGUCAUCAGAUUCUUUUGUAAAGAUUUUCGAAUGCCUUUUUGCUAAAUGCAUCUCAAUCUAUAUGGAAUUUUGCCCAGAAUAAUAGCACUUAUAAACAAACGAUAAAAAAUUAGAACAGAGUUAAUGUGGGCGUGUGGUCGUGUCCCAUAAAGAUAUUCAUAAUUGCGUGCUUGUCAAACUGAUUAAAUUCUUCAGUUAACAUGAGCUGUUAAAACCUCUAAGAAGACAAGAAGAAAGGAAAUGGAAACUCGUGUGAUACUUAUACCUUUUGUAUUUUUCUAUUUUGUUUUUAGCAAAUCAAUACAACCAACUGCCGUGUUUGUAUUAAAGAACUGACAAAUGAAAAUGGCUAUGACCCGGUGACUGUUAACAUGCUGGUUAUUGGUGAGUACGCCUUCCUUGUCUUUCAAAAAAAAACUAUACUCAAGCGUUGUCAUGAUCGUUCAUCGCAAAAUUUAGUUUUUAAAUUGAUAGAAUUUAACAUUAAUUUACACUGAGCUUUAGGUCAGUGCAAUUAAUUUUUUUAUUUGUUAAAUUUUGCACAGGGACCCCAGGCAACAAAUGUAGCGGUGCAACCGGAAUCGGCGUUUCUAGUUCCCAGAUCAUCCCUGACAGCAAAAUGACCGCUUCGUCUCAACAAAGCGAUCUAACAAGGCCUAGUUACGGUCGACUUAAUGGUGUGAGAGGCAACGGAUGGUGCGCAGGCACAGCUAGCAGCACGCAUGACUGGCUACAGGUGGAUCUUGGAAGAACAGUCAAAGUCUGUUCACUGUCCGCCCAGGGAGAAGUUAAUGGCAAUAGAUGGGUUACAGAUUUCAAGCUCCGCUACUCAACAGAUGGAAUUUCAUGGAGAUAUUAUAUGAAUGCAAAUGGAGCUCAAGUGGUGAGAUUCUAUAAUCUAAACAUUUUUGACUCCUUAUAUCGAAAUGCAAAUUUUCUUCGCGUCAAUAGCAGAAUUCGCCAUUUGCACAUCUCCCUCAAUACACCUUCUUUCCCCCUACUGGGUGUUGAAAGUCGAGCCAAGUGAACCUGAAGACAAUGCUUUUGAGAACGCAGAUGGCGGGCGAAUGCCGUCGUUGUAGCAUCAAUGGAGAAAAAUCGCCAAAAUUUAUCUUGUGUGAUGUCCUAAGUUAUUGCUUUAAGAAAUUACUGAAAAUAACUGACGCAGACGGAAAUUUUGUAGCUUUAGUUGCCUAUUGUUUGCCUCAGCCCGUUUUUUCAGGUUCUUGUUUUAAAUCAUGGCCAUGGCUACCCCGAAAACAUUAACCUUUAGAAAUAUACGUUCUAAAGAGUGGCCUCAGAGGCAUCCCACAUUUAAGUAACACGGUUUACUUAGAAUACAUUUUUUUAACUUUCAAAUAUUUUCCUCUAGCGUGCUUAGUAUAUAAUAUUAACAGUACCAAUAAUUCUCAAACCAAAGUGGUAUCCAGUCAGUGACUCAGACUAGGGAAAAUUUCUCAUUCCCUCAUUUCAUACGUAUAGGAAUUUCACAGAGCAGCGGUGGCUAACAGUUCCAUGGUAACUGUCCACAAGCUACCAGUGGCAAUUACAGCAAGAUACCUUCGCUUUAAUCCGACCAAACAGCAAAACUGGAACUGUCUUAGAGUGGAAGUUUCUGGUUAG
Molecule: messenger RNA, 7481 nt
Organism: Porites evermanni
Lineage: Eukaryota; Metazoa; Cnidaria; Anthozoa; Scleractinia; Poritidae
Source: the annotation of a GenBank genome assembly